CCUCAUCAGAGCCGGGAGAGCACUGCACCGCAGCUUUGUUGCGUUCUGCACGGCCAGUUCCGGCAAUGGCGAAGGCGCUGCUGCUACCGCCGCCUCUGCUCGCCGCGGCCUUGUUGGUGGCCGCGGCGUCCGCGUCGGCGUUCGCCCCCGCACCUGCUGUGCCGGUGCACGGGACGAACCGUAGCGGCUGUUACAGCCAUUUCUUCGCUUUCGGCGACUCGCUCAUCGACACGGGCAACUUCAUCCACUACUCCACCGCGCCGGGCCCCGUCGCCCGAUCGCCCUACGGCGAGACAUUCUUCCACCGCCCCACCGGCCGAUGGUCUGACGGCCGCCUCAUCGUUGACUUCAUCGUGGAGAGGCUGGGGUUCCCGUACUGGACGCCCUACCUGGACGGGAAGACGAAGGAGGACUUCCGGUACGGUGCCAACUUCGCGGUGGCGAGCAGCACGGCGUUGAACCAGCUGUUUUUCAAGAAGAAGCACAUCAAUGUCGACGGCAUCACGCCCUACUCCCUCGGCGUGCAGAUCGGCUGGUUCAAGAAAGUGCUGGCCAUGCUUGGCUCCACGGACCAAGAGCGGAGGGAGAUCAUGGCGAGCUCGCUGUUCCUGGUCGGAGAGAUCGGCGUCAACGACUACAACCACCCCUUCUUCCAGAACAAGACGCUCGGUUUUGUCCGCCCCCUGGUUCCCCAGGUCAUCCGAUCCAUCGGACUAUCUCUCGAGGCCCUGAUCCAGCUUGGCGCCAAGACUCUGUACGUGCCGGGCAUCUUCCCUCUCGGCUGCGUCCCCCGGUACCUCUUCCUCUUCCGCAACAGCGAACCCGGCGACUACGAGCCGGCCACCGGCUGCCUCCGGUGGCUCAACGACCUCACCGCCCUCCACAACACCCUCCUCAAGGCAAAGCUCGACGAACUCCGCCGCGCACACCCAGGCGUCUCCAUCACCUACGUUGACUACUACGGCGAGGUCCUCAGCGUCAUCACCUCCCCAGCACGGUACGGGUUCGGCGACCGCACGGCGCUGGACGCGUGCUGCGCCGGCGGCGGGCUGCACAAUGCCAACUUCACCAUCCACUGCACGGAGCCGGGCGCCGUGCAGUGCCCCGACCCGUCCAAAUACGUGACGUGGGACGGACUGCACAUGACCGAGGCGAUGUACCGGGUCAUGGCCCGUGGGGUGCUCGACGGCCCGUUCGCGACUCCGCCCCUCAUGUCCAGAUGCGAGAAGUACUACACAAAUAAAGCCCCUGAAAUGUGCCUUCAUUUAGUGGUGCCGAAUGCCAAGGAGUGAUCCAUCGUGACAAGGUUACAAUUGUCUUGAAAUGCACUUCCACGACGAUAUUAUAAUUUUAGUACGUAAAUCGCAAUACAAACAAACAUGUGAUCAAAACUAUAUUUGAGGACCGUGUCUACAUUCAAAACGUCACUUUCUGUGAUCGGAGCGUUGAUCGAUUCAUUGGAUACUUUCCCGGAACUGCAGUCAUACAAUGACUGGUCUUGGUCUGAAACAGAAACAGAAACAGCGCAGUGCGCUGCGCAGCUGUCCUCGCUCCGCAGGUCCAUCGAGUCGCCGCCAUCCUCGCGAGCGAAGCCAGGCGCGCGCGAGGUCGGAGCACCGCCCCUGCCGAGCCCUUGAUUUCGCCGUCCAUGUGCUGCUUGUGAUGACCGAAGCGCCGCCCUGUCGCA
Messenger RNA from Phragmites australis (common reed), 1687 nucleotides. RefSeq names its product GDSL esterase/lipase At1g28600-like. Gene Ontology annotation, molecular function: lipase activity. NCBI's taxonomy places the organism in Eukaryota, Viridiplantae, Streptophyta, Magnoliopsida, Poales, Poaceae. Bases 66 to 1292 code for a protein of 408 amino acids. The transcript is spliced from 3 exons. Gene Ontology annotation, biological process: lipid metabolic process. The record is from RefSeq and is a predicted model, not a curated record.